GCUUGCGCCUGUAGCUCUCGAGCCGCAGCCGUUCUCUCUCGUAUUUCUUUCUUCUCUUCUGUCGCUCGCCUUGUCGGGGUUGUGACGGCGGUUACCCGAGUUGCUAGCACCGACGACGAAUCAUGUGCGCAUACGGAGUAACGUUACUUUUACUUCUUUCGAUAUGGAUACCGCACGUCGUCGCACAAGUUGCUCAAUCCUUUCAGUGGAAGUUUGGCAACAAUUAUAUCGAAGACAGCUUUCAGGAGUGUCAGAGUCUUCCUCUUGUCAUUGAAUCCAUCACGAACGAUCCCUCCGCUCUCGGGGUUCCGCCAUAUUAUUUCAUAGCCUUCGAACUCGGAGGUGUCCCGACGACCACGCCUAUUGGUAGUAGUAACCCAUUAUGGCAAGUAACACACAAAGCAGGUUCGUCGCUCAUGCUCACUAUGGUGGACUCCAACAACAACACUGGCGGCAACGCACCGAUGUUAUACAACGUAACAGCUGGGAGUAAUAGUUCUUGCUUGUACACGCCUCCAGACUUGUCCACACUGCCUUCGGUAAACCCUAAUGUAACCGACACUCUAACGACUUGCGAGCCGUGGGGUCUGACGAUCAAAGGCGGGAAGAAGCCUUACACUGUAGUAUUAUCGGCCACAAACUCGCCUGUGAUCACCAAUGUCACCAUGGGCCCGGAAGACGACGUGUUCACCUUCCCCGACCGAGCCGACCCUAAUGUUCAGUUGAUGUGGCAAUGGGGGGUGUCAUCCAACACAGUGCACACGACAGGGUCGAGCAACACGACUUGCGUCGGCCUCGUCUCUUCGUCUAAGACGACUGCCCAAAUACAACAACAGGAAGCGCAAGCACAGGCACAGGCCGCUGAAGCCUCUCGUCAACGCACGCUGCACCUGGCACUUGGCCUCGCUUUGGGUCUCGGAGUUCCGACCGUCCUUGGUAUUGCGCUCUUCUCCUACUUCUGCUAUCGUCGUCGUAAAAAUCCCCGCGAACAAAGAGGCAUCUGGGACGAUCAAGAUACCGAACCGAGACCCUGGCAUUCCGAUGAUCACACCGAGAUGCGCGAAGUUGACGCGGCAAGCCAGUAUGUUUCCACACCGCGGUCGAACAAGUCCGGCUAUGCGGCGCCUGAUAGCCCUUCUGCGACGCCGUUCAUGCAAGUUACUCCUAUCCCACCAGUAUACUUCGAUCGCGAGCUGGAACAGGCUGGCGUGGCUGUUGCGCCAGGAUCUGCCUCUCGUUCUUCGCAGAGCCAGUCGGAACCUUCGACCUCCGCACCAGAGUCUGCGCAGGCGCGCAAAUACCGUGAGGCAUUACAAGACCGUCAGCACGCUCCGGGUUCUUCGUCCCGAGAGCCUCAGCUUGUCUCUCCGCGUCCCGUACGAAUGAGCACCCUACCUCCACCGUUACUCGGAGCUGAACUGGACCCGGAGGCUCAACCAGAUAUCAUCAUCCAACACCGAGAUGGCGGCUGCCGCCACCGUACGCAGAUCGCAGUGCAACCCGGGCGCCGACCGAUACCCGCGAUAUAUGAUAGGGCUACUGCAUUCCCAUCUCAGCUAUGACCACGGUUAUCCUACUUUUGCUCCACCCGCCGACACCCUUCGAUGUACUACCUAGGCUUCAUUUGGACUACAACUUUCUUACCCUACGUGUACCACCUACUACCUCCUCACUUCUACGACGCUUACGCCUUUCUCGUGUCCUCGGGGCGUAGACCUUCGCGGCAAGCCGUCGCGGUGCAAUCCCUUCCCUCCCUUUGCAUCGCUUGCCCCUUCCGCCGGCCCAGUACAUCUCAUUGUGCCGGUAACCAGUGCUGCGCAUUCCCUGCACUCCGGCAUAAAAAGUUCACCCACAUUGUUCAUCUGGCCACGUCUCUCCAUUUUUGGGCAAGCUGUCGUCUUAUCCGGCAGUAUUGGUGCGGAUGGCUGUACUCUUUGCACGAUGCAGCCGCAUCAAGACGUAUUUCAUCCCAUCUGCGUUGGCCGAACGGACACACUAUGACAACCAACUUUUCGCGGCUGUAAUUAAACUUGCUUCAAUGGCAUUUUCUUUGCAAACCUUUCUGGAACGACGACCGAUCGUCGCGGCGCUAUGGCCCAAAUUUCCCACCGGAGUCCACACUCGCGCUGAAGGUAUGGAAAGGGCAGGAAUAGCCAGCAUCUACGCUGCCGGAUCCUUUCAAGUGCUUGCGCGAUAGGACGUGUACUUCUGGACACCUCCGCAAGCAAUUCACCCUGAUGGGCUAGUAAUGUCGCAUACAGCGACUAUAUAGCCGACUGUUCCGCGGGCAUGGCACGUCCAGUACAAUCCCGGCUCAAAUAUCGCGCAAUAGCAUGGCCGCAGGCGUAUAAAAGGGCAACAUGCAAUAGAGUCCAUCCUCAGCCUCGUUUAGCGCGAUACUGUUCUCACCGACCGCAACCCCGUCCACCCUCUAGUACUCACUACUUUCACCGCCACAUCCCUUAGCCAC
Phanerochaete carnosa HHB-10118-sp is the source of this 2470-nucleotide messenger RNA. RefSeq lists its product as uncharacterized. Bases 123 to 1562 code for a protein of 479 amino acids. The transcript is spliced from 7 exons. The record is from RefSeq and is a predicted model, not a curated record. NCBI's taxonomy places the organism in Eukaryota, Fungi, Basidiomycota, Agaricomycetes, Polyporales, Phanerochaetaceae.